AUGGACACCAGUGACGAGUGGAUCAAACGCCGCACCGGCAUUGCCCAGCGUCACUUCGCCGGUGAAGGUGUGGGCUGCAGCGACCUCGCGAUCGAAGCAUCUAAGCGCGCCAUCGAAUCGGCUUCGCUCCAGACUUCGGACAUCGACUACAUCCUCUUUGCGACGAUGACCCCGGACUACUUGUUCCCCGGCAGCGGCGCGCUUCUCGGCGCUAAGCUCGGGAUCAACGGCGUUCCGGCGCUCGACAUUCGCCAGCAGUGCUGCGCGAUGCCCUUCGCGCUUCAGGUUGCGGACGGUCUCAUCGCGGCGCGCGCGGCGAAGAACAUUCUCAUCGUUGGCGCCGAGGCCCAUGCCGGUUUCAUGCCCUGGCACGACUGGUCGGCGCUCGAAGCUGAAGCGACCGACUCCACGCAAGACAGCGAUAACUACCGCCGCGCGACCCGCCACCGCGCGCUCGCGGUGCUGUUCGGAGAUGGUGCGGGUGCCCUCGUGGUGCGACACGCCAACGAUCCCACGCGUGGACUGAUCGACGUCGAGGUCCACACGGACGGCGACGAUGCCGAACACAUCUACAUCGAAGGUGGUGGCUUCCGUCGUCGACCGUACUGGACGCCGGAGAUGUUCGAGGACGAACAACACAUUCCGAGUAUGGAAGGCCGUGAUCUCUUUAAGACGGCGGUCACCAAACUACCUCAGGUUGUACGGUCCAUAUGCGCGCGAAAUGACGUCCCGCUGGACGACGUCGAUUGGUUCCUCGCACACCAGGCGAAUGACCGAAUCAAUCGCGCCGUCGUCAACGCACUCGGUGUUGAUCCGGAACGCGUUCCCUCGAAUAUCGCACGCUUUGGCAACACUUCGGCGCCACGAUUCCGAUCCUCGUGGACGAAAUGCGCCGUGACGGUCGACUCAAGAAGGACAGCUCGUCUGUUUUCUCGCUUUGGGCAGCGGACUCCACUGGGGCUCCGCGCUCCUUCGAGUGUAAUCGCUUCAGUAGAUGAUUCGAAACGUGCCGGUGGCGACGACCAAGUUCUUGUCGUCGCUACUGUGCCACGCCUCGGGUGA
Messenger RNA from Nerophis lumbriciformis (worm pipefish), 1062 nucleotides. NCBI's taxonomy places the organism in Eukaryota, Metazoa, Chordata, Actinopteri, Syngnathiformes, Syngnathidae. The record is from RefSeq and is a predicted model, not a curated record.